AUGGAUCAUGUGCGUGGGACUGAGAGGUUUAUGGAGCUGAGCUCCGUCCGCUGUAAAUCACGCUGCCUUCCCCGCUAUAAAGCACUGCUGUCGGUGCUGCUGGCCGUGAACGUGCUGCUCCUCGCCUGCACGCUCGUCAGCGGCGGCGCCUUCAACAAGGUGGCCGUGUACGACACCGACGUGUUCGCGCUGCUCACCACCAUGAUGCUGCUGGCCGCGCUCUGGAUCGGCUUCUACCUGCUCCGCACCGCGCGCUGCGCCGACGCCGUGCCCUAUCGGGACGCGCACGCGGGCCCCAUCUGGCUCCGAGGUGGGCUGGUGCUGUUCGGGGUCUGCACCCUGGUCAUGGAUGUCUUCAAGACGGGCUACUACUCCAGUUUCUUCGAGUGCCAGCCGGCCAUCAAGAUUCUGCACCCUCUCACCCAGGCUGUGUUUGUCAUCCUCCAGACUUACUUCCUCUGGGUCUCUGCUAAGGACUGUGUUCACGUCCACCUGGAUCUGACCCGGUGUGGCCUCAUGUUCACACUCACCACCAACCUGGCCAACUGGAUGGCGGCCGUGGUGGAUGAAUCCGUGCACCAGGCCUACUCCCACAGCAACGCCAGCCACGCCCGCCUGGCUGCCGACCCAGAGCGCGUGGGCAGCCAGGCCGGAGGCGACUGUGCCUGCGCCACGACCGUCUGCCAGAUCUUCGAGCGGGGCUACUUCUACCUGUACCCCUUCAACAUCGAGUACAGCCUCUUCGCUUCCACCAUGCUCUACGUCAUGUGGAAGAACGUGGGCAGGCUGCUGGCCUCCUCCACCCACGGCCACGGCCACGGCCACGGCCACACCCCAUCCCGGGGCAGCCUCUUCCGGGAGACAUUCUUUGUGGGCCCAGUCCUGGGCCUGAUGCUCCUCCUGGUGGGGCUGGCCGUCUUCAUCAUCUAUGAGGUCCAAGUGAGUGGGGACGGGGACCACACCCAGCAGGCCCUGGUCAUCUACUACAGCUUCAACAUCGCCUGCCUGGGGCUCAUGACCUUGGUCAGCCUGAGCGGCUCGGUCAUCUACCGUUUUGACCGCCGGGCCAUGGACCACCAUAAGAACCCCACACGCACCCUGGACGUGGCCCUGCUGAUGGGCGCCGCCCUGGGCCAGUACGCCAUCUCCUAUUACUCUACCGUCGCCGUGGUGGUGGGCGUGCCCAGGGACACGCUGGGGGCGCUCAACCUCGCCCACGCGCUGCUCAUGAUCGCCCAGCACACCUUCCAGAACGUGUUUAUCAUUGAGAGCCUCCACCGGGGCCCGCCGGGGGCUGAGCCCCACGACGCCCCUCCCAAGGAACCCUGCCUUACCUUCGCCAACCCGGAUGCCCUCCACACUUUGCCAACCUGCCCACCCACCCCCAGGUCGGUGAGCCCCAGCCUGGUGGGCCCUCAGGAAGCCACGGCCAUCUUCCUGGCCCCCCGGGCCCACUGGAGACGCCGGUGCCUGAAGGACAUUUCUCUGUUUCUUCUGCUCUGCAACAUCAUUCUGUGGAUCAUGCCUGCCUUCGGGGCCCGCCCUCACUUCAGCAACAAGGUGGAGGUGGACUUCUACGGCUACUCCCUCUGGGCCGCCAUCGUCAACAUCUGCCUGCCUUUCGGCAUCUUCUACCGCAUGCACGCGGUCUCCAGCCUGCUGGAGGUCUACGUGCUGGCCUGAGGCCCCCGCAGACACGUGGAGGGGGGCUCAGCAAGCGCCCACCCAGAGACCCUCGGGAGUGAGCCCCAGGCUGGCACAUUACCCGCUCGUACCCCCGCUGGCCCCAGAGUGGAAUUUUCACAAAAGCUAUUUUUUCAGGAUGUUUUUAAAUUGCAAUCGGGACAUGCCCAGCCACCCUGGCAUGACCCUGGUGCAUGGGGCUACGGGGCAGGGACGCCUCUCCCUAAAGCGUUUCUAGAACCAGGUAAGAUUCGGGAGUGUCCGGGGCUCCGGCUCCGCCCCUAAUCCCAGCCCUGUGACCUGGCCAGUGCUGCUGCCCGCAGCUGGGAACCAAUAAACCUGCAGUUCGC
Molecule: messenger RNA, 2033 nt
Organism: Myotis brandtii (Brandt's bat)
Lineage: Eukaryota; Metazoa; Chordata; Mammalia; Chiroptera; Vespertilionidae
Gene: OTOP2
Product: otopetrin 2
Exons: 7
Coding region: 1-1683 (560 amino acids)
Biological process (GO): proton transmembrane transport
Cellular component (GO): membrane
Molecular function (GO): proton channel activity
Source: RefSeq, a predicted model, not a curated record